UGAUGCCAAAUUUCACCACUCGCUCAAUAAUUGACGGCAUCGGAGGCAGGGAUUCGAAGCCGGUGGAGCCGUGGGAGAACUACGACAAGUAUGUGUCGCAAGCUGAGUCGGUGGAACGGGUGCUGAACCCUAUCUUGUCUGUGCUGAGUAUCAUUCUAAACACAUCUCUCGCUCUCUACAUUCUGUCAAAGAGUGACCUCAGAAAAUUCACAUUCCUCAUUGUAGCUUUUCAGAUGUUGGUGGAUGGCUUAAUCGUAUGUCCAGUCAAUCUUCUAUGUCUCAUCUGUCGCUUUCAUUACCCCAUUUGGGAACAAUUCGGAUUCCAUCAAUCUUACGACAACAACUCCGACAAUAACGGGUCCGACAGCAACAAUACCAACAACACCUAUAACAUCAACUCGGCUGACAUUUUUAGAUCGGACAAAGCGGGUUGUUAUUUGACAGCUGUGUAUAACGGAGCUAAUAUAACUACCACUUCGCCUGUUUUGCUCUUUCUCUGUGUCGAGAGAGCUUUGCUGAUUCUGUGUCCGAUUGAUGGGAAGAUAAUGGUGAAACGGUUCCGAAUGAGACUCUUCGUCACUGUUAACAUCGGAACCUCGUUGAUCUACACAUCACUGCUGUUUCUCGGUACUAACUUCGACACCGAGGCCAAAACGUGCGACCUCACACUUUUGGGGUUGAACCGAACAGUCUCGGCUUUCAUCUUCGUCAUAAUGUUCUACCUGGUUCCUCUAUCUGCUAUGGUUAUACUGUACCCUAUGAUCGCAAAAAGUCUCCUCACAAACCGAAUUCCCCUUCCCGCCUACCGGGUGGCAAUAAACAAACGAAUAUCAACGCUUCUGAUGAUCUCGACUGCUGCUUUUGCGUUGCUAUGGGCACCUCUUAUGAUACCUUCGUUAUGGCAAGCAAUUGACACCGACUCCUUCGACCAAUUCAGUAUCAAAAACCCUUUUAUUUUCAAAGUAUACGCCGUAUGCAACCUUAGCAUUCUCUUAUACUCGGUUGUGAAUCCUUGUAUUUUUGCAAUGAUUACUCGCCCGAUACGAGAGCCACUGCUAAACGAGGCUGUCGACUUGAUAGCUAGACGAACGAGUCACCGGGCGAAGUCGAAGUCGGGUUCGCACUGUGACCCGAAUAACAUCAGCUUGCAACCCGAUUCUCCGCCGAAUAACGGGUACAGACAAUCGUCGGUAUAAUGACAACAACGGAUAACCCAAUCCGACCUUUUUGGAGAUCAAUUUUGUCAAUAUUACAAUUUUUUAAUGGAUUUCGAGACCAUAAUUGUUUUAUGCUUCAAUUUCGGCGUAUCUACGGCAGAUGAUGACAGCAUGAAAGAGACUUUCAUAAAAGAUAAAAAGAACACAGAUGUUUACGGGUUUUAUGUUUUUAAUUGUAUAUUGUUUUACUUUCAUUCCUCUCCAAUUUUGAAGAGCUGAUCAAACCGCACCUCCCUCAAAACUACCUUUAUCCAUCAAUAACGACGGCAAUCACAUCUUGUAAUACUAAGCGUUAAAGCAGGUGCAAGAAUAUAAACCUAUUAUAACCUCCUAAAACUCCUUUUAAUCUCCACUAAGAUAGUCAUUAAGCAAAAAGGUUUAGAGUAAAAAUGCCGAAUUACAAGAGUGCCGACCGAAAACAAAAAAAAAUGCUCAAGAGUGCCUGAAGUUAUUUUCAAAACCAUCUUAUCGUAUAUAACGGGCAC
Symsagittifera roscoffensis is the source of this 1702-nucleotide messenger RNA. RefSeq lists its product as uncharacterized. Gene Ontology annotation, molecular function: G protein-coupled receptor activity. Gene Ontology annotation, cellular component: membrane. The record is from RefSeq and is a predicted model, not a curated record. Lineage: Eukaryota; Metazoa; Xenacoelomorpha; Acoela; Convolutidae. The transcript is spliced from 3 exons. The coding region runs from base 3 to 1196 and encodes 397 amino acids. Gene Ontology annotation, biological process: G protein-coupled receptor signaling pathway.